ACACAGAAAUUUCUCAAAAAGCUCACUGAAAAUGUCUCUGAUCCCAAGAAUCUUCGGCGAUCGACGUAGCAGCAGCAUGUUUGAUCCAUUCUCAAUUGACAUGUUUGAUCCAUUUAGGGAAUUAGGCUUCCCAGGUAACAAUUCAGGGGAGACCUCUACAUUUGCUAACACUCGAAUUGAUUGGAAGGAAACCCCAGAAGCUCAUGUGUUCAAGGCUGAUCUUCCAGGGCUUAAGAAGGAGGAAGUGAAGGUGGAGAUCGAAGAAGAUAGGGUUCUUCAAAUCAGCGGAGAGAGGAAUGUGGAGAAAGAAGAUAAGAAUGAUAAGUGGCAUCGUGUGGAACGAAGCAGCGGCAAAUUCAGUAGAAGAUUCAGACUUCCGGAGAACGCAAAGAUGGAUCAAGUUAAGGCGUCUAUGGAGAAUGGAGUGCUUACUGUCACUGUUCCAAAGGAAGAAAUGAAGAAGCCUGAUGUUAAGUCUAUUGAAAUAUCUGGUUAAAAAUUCAUUUGUGAAUUAAGUGGUAGUAUAUGCUGUAUGAGCAAAUAAUCAGUUGUUGUGUCUCUGUAUUCAAGUGUUGAGUUGCCUCUGUUUCUAAGUUCAAUAUGAAAUACUAGUCCUUUUGAUUCUGUU
This is a messenger RNA of Solanum verrucosum, 628 nucleotides long. Its product is annotated as 17.7 kDa class I heat shock protein-like. The coding region runs from base 32 to 496 and encodes 154 amino acids. The transcript has a single exon. NCBI's taxonomy places the organism in Eukaryota, Viridiplantae, Streptophyta, Magnoliopsida, Solanales, Solanaceae. Gene Ontology annotation, biological process: response to hydrogen peroxide; response to salt stress; protein folding. The record is from RefSeq and is a predicted model, not a curated record.